AUGGAUCCAUACAAGUACCGCCCGUCGAGUGCGUUCAAUUCGCCUUUUUGGACCACGAACUCCGGAGCUCCGGUCUGGAACAAUAACAACUCAUUGACUGUAGGAACGAGAGGCCCUAUCCUCCUGGAAGAUUACCAUUUGGUGGAGAAACUUGCUAAUUUUGAUCGGGAGAGAAUUCCGGAACGUGUUGUACACGCUAGAGGUGCCAGUGCCAAGGGAUUCUUUGAGGUCACUCAUGACAUCUCUAACCUUACAUGUGCUGAUUUCCUCCGAGCUCCAGGCGUCCAGACACCUGUUAUUGUCCGGUUCUCCACUGUCAUCCAUGAGCGUGGCAGCCCCGAAACUCUUCGUGACCCCAGAGGAUUCGCUGUGAAAUUUUACACUAGAGAGGGAAAUUUUGACUUGGUGGGAAACAACUUUCCUGUGUUUUUCGUUCGUGAUGGGAUGAAAUUCCCGGACAUGGUCCACGCCCUCAAACCCAAUCCGAAGUCCCACAUUCAGGAGAACUGGAGGAUCCUCGACUUCUUCUCCCACCACCCAGAGAGCCUCCACAUGUUCACAUUCCUCUUUGACGACUUGGGCGUCCCUCAAGACUACCGCCACAUGGACGGCUCGGGUGUCAACACGUACACCCUGAUCAACAAGGCCGGGAAGGCCCACUACGUGAAGUUCCACUGGAAGCCCACUUGCGGCGUCAAGUGCCUGCUUGAGGAAGAGGCCAUUAAGGUUGGGGGAGCCAACCACAGCCACGCCACCCAGGACCUUUAUGACUCGAUUGCGGCAGGGAAUUAUCCCGAAUGGAAGCUUUUUAUCCAGAUCAUAGACCCAGACCACGAGGACAGGUUUGAUUUUGACCCACUUGACGUCACCAAGACUUGGCCCGAGGACAUCUUGCCACUGCAGCCCGUGGGCCGCCUUGUGCUGAACAAGAACAUCGACAACUUCUUUGCAGAGAACGAGCAGCUUGCGUUCUGCCCGGCCAUUAUUGUCCCUGGAAUUUACUACUCGGACGACAAGCUGCUCCAGACUCGGAUAUUUUCUUAUGCGGACACUCAGAGGCACCGUCUCGGGCCGAACUAUCUGCAGCUUCCGGCUAAUGCUCCCAAAUGUGCUCACCACAACAAUCACCAUGAGGGUUUCAUGAACUUUAUGCACAGGGAUGAGGAGGUGAAUUAUUUCCCUUCAAGGUAUGACCCUGUCCGCCAUGCUGAGAGGCAUCCAAUUCCUCCUGUGGUAUUGGGAGGGAAGCGCGACAGAAUCUGCAUCGAGAAGGAGAACAACUUUAAGCAGCCUGGCGAGAGGUACCGUUCCUGGGCACCUGAUAGGCAAGAGAGGUUUAUUAACCGAUGGAUCGAUGCUUUGUCUGACCCCCGCGUCACCCAUGAGAUCCGUUCCAUUUGGAUCUCUUACUGGUCUCAGGCUGACAAAUCUCUCGGUCAGAAACUUGCCUCUCGUCUCAACGUGAGGCCAACAAUGUGA
Molecule: messenger RNA, 1479 nt
Organism: Striga hermonthica
Lineage: Eukaryota; Viridiplantae; Streptophyta; Magnoliopsida; Lamiales; Orobanchaceae
Source: the annotation of a GenBank genome assembly